UUGAGUGGAAUUCCAGAGGAUUACAGACACGGAAGACAAAAGCGAAGGGAGAAUUAAUUAAUACUGAGGUCAUAAUGAUAGAAUAGGAGUGAUAAAAUAUGCUACACAUGCAUUGAUUAUGGUUGUCACCAAUACAAGGUGAUAGCCUGCACAGUGAAAUAUUACCAGACAAUCAAUUGUUUAUUCUCUGUGGCCUCUGUCAUAGGAAGAAAUUUACUCAAGAGGGGGGUGUGUUUCAUUCAGUAACAGGACCAGGCUGUGAAAUAUUGAUUGAGUUUAUAUGAGAUGGAGGGAAUGUAUGAUUUUUAUUUAACCUGAUAUCGACAGGUGUCUUAGAUUACAAGGAUGAAACCUGACUUUGUGUAUGAAAUGUUAAGCACACCGAUUUAAUAAUGAUUUUCCGAUUGGUAACAAGGUUGUUCAUGCUGAGUGCUAAAAAGGAAAGUACAAGUUGGCGGACGGCCAGGGACUUCCUGAGAUUGAAGUGUGUAUGAGUUACCCUCUGUAAAAUGUGACCGUAUCCUGACUGUUAAAUAUGGAGUUGGAGAUAACAUACCAUUUUUACUGCAACAGGACUUACGGAUGGGAAUGGGUGGAGAUUAUCGAGCCCCGCAGCAAGGAGCAUAUGUAUGCCAACUUGACCACCGGAGAGUGUGUGUGGGACCCUCCCCCAGGGGUCAAAAUAAAGAAGACAGAUAAUAACCAGUGGUGGGAGCUUUUUGACCCCAAUACAUCCCGCUUCUACUACUACAAUGCCACCAGUCAGAAAACUGUCUGGCACCGCCCUCAGAACUGUGAUAUUAUCCCUCUCGCCAAGUUACAGACCCUGAAACAAAACACAGAGGUUAGAGAUGGCAUUGAAGGUUCUGUAAAGCGAGAAAUCUCCACUCAGACACCCCUACCCCAAACGAGGAGGGACCACACCAAACAUGUGAGAACUGGGUCACUGAAAUCUACUCACACCACCCAGACCAGUCCAAAUGUCUCCAGAAAACACCGCUUUAACAGACAAGACUCUGCCUCCUCCCAGAGUAGUUCUAGUCAUCAUGAGAGUUUCCGCGAGCGUAACGGAGAUCGAGUCCGUCGUCGUGGUAGCCAGUCGUCACAAUCCACACAGGCUGGCUAUUCCUCCUCUAGUCCACCUGUACAAGCCGUGAUUCGCCGCGACUCAUCAUUAGAAAUGACGCCACGGGUAACAGAUUCACCUCGACUACAGAGGACACAUUCUAUGCAGAGGGCACCCACAGAGAGCAUGAGUGGACCAUCUAGUCGGUCAAACAGUUACCGCUUUACAGACUAUAGGGCCAGAGAUGAUACAUUUGUGUCUCAUGACUUAUCUCCAUACCACCCUGCUAGACGACAAGCUAGUUUUUCAUCAGACAGGGAAUAUGCAAGUCGUUCAGACUCAUAUGGAUCGACAUCGAGUCGACAGGACAUGUUUACACCACCUCCACUUGUGUAUAGUAGUGGAAGUCAGGAUAUGUAUAGUUCUGAUAUCAAUGAGAGAAUAUAUAGUCCAAGUUUGUCUUCUGGACCAGACCAUGAGUGUAUACCAUUUAGUCAAGACAUUGCUCAUCAGCAAGGGAGUGUUAGUCCCUCAAUGAUGUCACAAAAACUUAGAUCUUUUCCCCGUACUAAUCCGGCCUAUGUUGGUGUGCCAAAGCGAAAUGGAAGUACAGCGUAUAAGAGAAUUAAUGUUGAACAGCAGGCUGUAAACUAUGACCCCACCUACUCUGAACCUAAAUCAUAUUCUGCUGCAGGUAUGCAAGUAGCACCAAAGGACUAUACGGAAAACUAUUAUUACCCACAUGAACGAUCUGAUAGUGAUACUUCGCAUUCAUCUAUACGUGCUGUACGUCAUGAACGAACAGACAGCCAGGCAUCACACUCAUCCAGAAAUCGUGAAUCUGACUCUCAUUCUUCCCAGGGUUCCUUUAAACAACCCUCCGCUGAUUUCCAUACUUCCAACAGUUCAUUACGCAUGCAACCCAUGAAGGUUGACCCAUCAACAUCAUAUCAUGAGAGUGUGUCGUCAAGAGGAUCGGAGCGAAGUUUGACAGAUAUGAGAGAAAAUGUGCAAGAAAGACCAAGUAGUCAAAUAUCACAGCAGUUGAUUAAUAGUCAAUUUCAGGAACCUGUGUCCGAUGACUCGGAACCUGAUUAUGCAAAUGUGCCUCCCUCUAAGAAUUACUCCCCUUGUCAUUCAGACACUCAUAUAUAUCGAGAGGUGCUGAAGGACCGACAAAACAUCCCCGAUUUUCAGGAGAUAAAGAAUGGAGAACCUCCAGCUGUGAUGAGGCAGCACUUGGACCAACAUGUAAACAGAGGAUAUAGAUCAUUACCAGUUAUAGAGAACUCACACUUCCCACCUGAUGUUGAACUCAAUCAGAGUUUCGAUGAGGAUGAGAUCAACAGUAAUUUCUUCAGUGCUCCUUUACACGAACGAAUCCUUCAUGAGUCGUAUGAAUCCCAUCAUGCUUCACUCAAAAGGAAGAAGCCGGAAAAGAAUGAAACAGGUAUUGGAAGUCCAGUGAUCGAGAAGAGCCACUCCAUGACUGCAGACAUAAUUCAACAGCGACCGGCGUCUAUGGUGGUCCCUACACAAUCUGAGGCUAAUGUUUCACUCAGUCCCAGUAUAGGAUCACUCAAUAGACAGAAUCGAGCAGGUACAGCGCCACCUAUACGGUCUGCGAGCCCACUGUCACAGAAACAGAAACUGCCAUCGGACUCGGAUAUUGAGAACUACAUGAACCGCCACAAGAAGGGACUGUUUGGAAAAAAGAUUUCAUUUGAACACAUGCUGAUCUGGUCCAAGGACCCCAUACAGAAGCCCAUCUUGAGAACAGAUGACAAAGCAGUAAAGAAAGAGGCUUGUGAAGUAUAUUCACUGAUCCAAAUAUACAUGGGAGACAGAAAAGCUCGACUGACCCAGAUGCAGGCCGCCCAGGAGAUCAUCAGUAAGGGGUGGAGCAUCGUCAACCUCAGGGACGAAAUAUACAUGCAACUGUGUAAACAGACUACAGAGAAUAGAAAAAGUGACAGUCUACAGAGAGGCUGGGAAAUGAUUGCAAUCUGUCUCUACUUUUUCCCUCCUUCCACCAAAUUCAGUGGAUACUUGGAGGGUAUUAUUGCCAAACACCUGGACGAGUCCAAUAACAUCAUAACAACAGAGACACCAUUGAGUCAUUUUGCCCUGCAGUGUCAGAGAAGGUUAGAGAAAAUCAUGGCCAGUGGUCCAAAGAAAGGCCAGCGUAAACCAAACGUGGAUGAAAUUGAACAGGCCAAAAAAUCUGUCUUUUCCCCCUCCAUGUUUGGGAGUUCCCUUGAUGACAUCAUGCUUCUACAGAAAGAGAGAUUUCCUGAUCGAAAGUUGCCAUGGAUACAGACAGCUCUGUCCGAGGAAGUACUGAGAUAUAAUGGAGCACAGACUGAAGGAAUAUUUAGAGUUCCCGGUGAUAUAGACGAAGUGAACGCCCUGAAGUUGAAGUGUGACCAGUGGUCCCUCCCUACUGACUGUGUUGAUCCCCACAUCCCUGCCUCACUUCUCAAGCUCUGGUACAGAGAACUUUAUGAACCCCUCAUUCCUGCCGAGUUCUAUGAACAAUGUAUACUGAAUUACCAGAAUCCUGAGGCAGCCAUUGAUGUUGUCAGUAAACUUCCUGAUAUCAACAGAUUGGUCUUAGCUUAUCUCAUCCGAUUUCUGCAGGUGUUUGCUGCUGAGGAAAAUUCCAAAACGACCAAAAUGGAUGUGAAUAACCUAGCAAUGGUGAUGGCACCAAACUGUUUACGCUGUGAAUGCAUAGACCCUCAUACGAUAUUUGAAAAUACACGUAAAGAAAUGGGAUUUAUUAGGACACUGAUUCAGAAUUUGGACACAAGUUUCAUGGAAGGAAUCGUAUGAUGCAAAGCCAAAUCAUAGAACUACUUAAUUAUUUUGUAAUUAUUUAAUAUUAUAUCAAAUUGUACAUAUGUAUAUUGUAAAGAUAUAACUACACAAUUUUUUUGUGUAUUAUUGUUCAUGCACUUGGAUAAAACUUCGUAUAGAUUGGGCUUUUUAAUUCAGAAUUAGAUCUGUUGUAUUAAUUAUUUUUUGGCAUUUAGAUAGACUGAUAGGGAACCAAUUAUUUUAUGGAUAAAGUUAUGUAUGUGUAUCCAGCAUGUUAAAUCUGCACAGGUAUUUGGGCGUCUAUACAUUGGCCACUCAUAGUUUAACACCUUAAAAUUGAUCCUGGAAGUGUUGGAUUUAGAUUUAACUCUUAUCAUGUUUUACAAAAUAAAAUCUGUUCCUUAAUUUCAAAGACAACAUGUCAAAACAAUGUUUGAGAAGUUGGCUUUCAUGGAUUUUGUGUAUUUUCUGCUUGAUUUUCCACAGCUCCUGUUUUUAGUGAAUCUCUUGAUUCUACAGACUUAGAUGGUGUUAUACUUUUGUGGACCAUUGUAUGAUUAUUAUUAAUCAGAACCUCUUUAUUGUGUUAAAAAAUUUCACCCACAAUUUGUGAUAAGUGCAAUAGUUUUUCAAAUUCUAUACAUUUGGUUGUCAGUGUUGUUGUCUGUCAAUAGUUCAUAAAGUUCAACCUGUGUAGGAGCACCUGUAAAUGCUGUAAAUAACUGAAGCUGUAAAUUAAGGCUUGAAUGAAAUGUUAUGAUAAUAUAAAUGUUAUCUGCCAAGUCUGAUCUGUAUUUGUUGUGUUUGUUUUCUGUAUACCCAUGUUUGUUAAUCAUGUUGGAUACAUUAUGUUUAAAUAUUGCAUUCCAACAAGAAAUGUCAUUAGCUGUAAUCUUUUAAAUUUCAUCAGGAUAUGAAGUCACACACUGUUGUUGAUAUUUUUAAUUGAGGAAAUGUGAGAAUUUUUUUGUCAGAACCUUUGAUGAAAGUCUGUUCUGUAUCUAUAAAUCCUCCAAGGCUAGCAUCAUAAUUCUUGAAAUUGUACAUAAGUAACACUCUUAGUUUUAAUCAUCUUUUGUAUAACUGUGGUACCAAAAUCUUGGUUUCUGAUCUCCAAGCAAAUCAGAUUUAAGGAUAUAUAUAAUUUAAGGGUUUCAAAAUUUUAACACCUGACAAAUUAUUGUACAAUUUGACUUUGACCAAUGGCACACUUGGACAUUGAUGGUGCAAAGGAAACAAAUCAAUUUCAACAUUGAUUCAUUUUCCUGGAGCUCCUUUUGGAUCUUUUUAUUUACACUGUGUUUGUGCAGUUGAUUUUAAUAAGUGGAAGCUGUGCUUUGUUUUUAGUGAAGCUCGGAGUGAAAUGGCCUCUUUUCUUAUGUGCAAUAGUAAAAAAUCUACCAAUCAUUUCUUUGGUUUAUUUACUGCAGGGAUAUUAAUGCUAUGGAUGUUUCUUUUUUCAAUUUACUGAGCAUUGGUGUUUAUUAUUAUUUUUUUCUUUUGAAACACUUAUCAAAAUAGUUUAAUGGUGCUUAAAAUUAGGAAACGCAUGAUGUUCUAAGGGAGAUAACCCUUGAGUUUUUUUAGACUGCCGAAGUGAGAAAUGAACAAGUCUGAUACAUGUUUCAUAGAACUAAAUAUUGUAGAGUUUCAGGUGCUUUUAAAUAAUUCUACGGGUCAUUGAGACAAAGUGUUCCUUAAUUUUUGAAAAGGUUUUGCAAUUGUAUCAAGCAUUUUCUAGUUAAUCUUGAAAGAUUUUCAGAUGAACAAAAACAAAAAAUAUCUCAUGAUCAUAGUUUAGAACAAUUUUAAGUAAUGAAAUAAAUAAUAAAUAAAAAAAACAAUAACAACAACAAUAACACUUAUUAGAUAGAUUUUUUAGCUUAGUAAACUGAAGUGAGGAUUUAGAACAAAAUGUUCGUGUGAUAUUGAAUACAGUGUAAUUAACGCAUCAUUUUCAUCAAAAAGGGACUAUUUUAGAUGCACUGUUAACACACUAAUUUUCUUCAGAGCGCCUUGCAUUUGCAUUGGUGUUUUUUAGUGUAAGGUAUACCAGUAAUUUUUUUUUUUUCAAUCAUCCAGUAUGCAAGGUGAUAAAAAAAAGUGCUAACCAUGAACAAAUUACUGAGACAUGUUUUGCAUGUAGAGAUAUGGGAGUUAGUGUGAGCAUGGUCUACUUCCUCUAAUCAUUGAGUGUCAUUUAGUGUGUAUAUGUGUCCAAAUUGUUAAUCUUGAAAUUGGAAGCUUUAUUUAUAAAUUUAUUAAGUAUUCAAAUUAAGCAUACAAAAUAAAUUUUAAAAACUAUGA
This is a messenger RNA of Saccostrea echinata, 6193 nucleotides long. Its product is annotated as rho GTPase-activating protein 39-like. Gene Ontology annotation, molecular function: protein binding; GTPase activator activity. Lineage: Eukaryota; Metazoa; Mollusca; Bivalvia; Ostreida; Ostreidae. Bases 536 to 3901 code for a protein of 1121 amino acids. Gene Ontology annotation, cellular component: cytoskeleton; cytoplasm. The transcript is spliced from 15 exons. The record is from RefSeq and is a predicted model, not a curated record. Gene Ontology annotation, biological process: signal transduction.